Molecule: messenger RNA, 3291 nt
Organism: Olea europaea var. sylvestris
Lineage: Eukaryota; Viridiplantae; Streptophyta; Magnoliopsida; Lamiales; Oleaceae
Product: probable disease resistance protein At4g27220
Exons: 2
Coding region: 164-3115 (983 amino acids)
Molecular function (GO): ADP binding; protein binding; ATP hydrolysis activity
Source: RefSeq, a predicted model, not a curated record
UCAUUAAUGUUAAACAACUCACUCCCCCGGGAAACUCCCGUAAUCCCGUUUCUUCACUUUUCUAUCCGCAUCUCACAAUCGAGCUGUAAUCUUCUGCUAAGUUCUGGGGUUUCAGUACUUGAAGUUCUGUUUGCUUUGACAGUUAUUAUCUUCAGGCAAUACCAUGAGCGACAUGUUGACCAAUAUAGUUGUGAAGGCAGCUAGCAAUUAUUAUACUCUAGAGGAAAAUAUGCAAAAUCUUAAAAGAAAAACUGAGUUGCUCAAUACUCAACAAGCUGAUGUGGUUGCUAUGUUAAGAGAAGCUGAAGUCCAUCCAAAUAAAAAGCGAAAAGGAGAAGUCCAGUAUUGGUUGAACAAUGUAGAAAAAAAGCAAGAGGAAUUUGAAAGCUUGGAACAAAAAGUGAAUGAAAGCAAAUUUUAUUCACGCAUACAGUUGGCAAAACGUGUUGAUAAAAUGAUUGAGGAAGUGGUAGAACUUGUUGAUCGAGGUACAUUUCCAGAGGGAAUCGUAUUUGAGGUUAAUGAGACAAUAGAUGAGCAAUUUGUAACGGUAGAAUGGAAGCAUCAAGCAUUUGAAAAAAAUAUUGGGACAGUUUGGUCAUGGUUGAUGAGUGAUGAGGUUUCAACUAUUGGCAUUUAUGGUAUGGGAGGAGUUGGAAAAACAACCCUCGCACAAUGUAUCUAUAAUAAGCUAAAGAAUGAAACUGUGUUCCAUGCUAAUGUCUUUUGGUUUACUGUCUCACAAGAUUUGAACAUUCGCAAGUUGCAAAAUGACAUCGCUAAAGCAUUGAAUCUAGAUCUUUCGGCUAAAGGUGAUGAGCACAAGAGAGCAGCCAAAUUGGGUAAGGCAUUCAAAAGAAUAGAGAGAUCUGUAUUCAUUUUCGAUGAUGUGUGGACUUCAUUUUCUUCACAAAGGAUUGGAAUUUCUCCCUCUCUUGCUAUAUAUGGAUUUAAGAUGAUAGUAAUUAGUCGAUCACUAGAGGUGUGUCGCAAAAUGGAAUGCCAUAAGUAUCUAAAAGUGGAAGUUCUUUCGGAGGAAGAAGCUUGGAAUCUCUUUAUGAACAAACUUAGUUAUGGCAUACGACUUCCACCCAAAGUGGAAGAGAUAGCAAGAGAAGUGGUAAAGAAGUGUGCUGGUUUGCCUCUUGCAAUUAUCACCAUGGCUGGAAGCUUGAGGGGGGUGAUUGACAUUCAUGAGUGGAGGGAUACCUUGGAGGAACUAAAAGAAUCUUCUGUUGGACAAACGGACAUGGAAAAUGAGGUGUUACCAAUACUCUUGUGUAGUUUUAAUCGGUUGAGGGAUCCAAAAUUACAACGUUGUUUUUUGUAUACCUCCUUGUAUCCCGAAGACUACUGCAUUCAAAGAGACGAAUUGAUAACAAGAUUUAUUUCAGAGGAUUUGAUGGAAAGAAGAAGAAGCAGGCAAGCAGACUUUGACCAAGGUCACACAAUACUGAAUAAAUUGGAGAAUGUUUGCUUGCUUGAAAGAAGUACAAGUUAUCAUGGAAAUGAACAAGUGAAGAUGCAUGAUCUCAUUAGAGACAUGGCUUUAAGUAUCACUAAAGACAAGCCUAGGUAUAUGGUAAAAGCUGGACUUCAGUUGAAGAAAAUACCAGAGGCACAAGAAUGGAGGGAAGAUUUGGAUAAGAUUUCCUUGAUGCAUAAUAAUAUAGCUGAAAUUUCAAGUGGCACAUCACCCAAGUGUCCUAGACUUUCAACGUUGCUUUUGUGCUUCAAUCCUUUGAAGUCAGUUCCAGAUUUGUUCUUUGAGCAAAUGCAUAGCCUACAUGUUCUCGAUUUGUGUUACACAAAUAUUGAGUAUUUGCCAAGUUCCAUAUCAGACUUGAAGGAACUUAAUGCAUUAUUGCUCAGGUAUUGUUUUAAACUCAUGUUGGUACCACCACUGGGAAACCUCAAGGCACUAAGAGAGCUGGACAUCAGUAAGACUGGUGUUAAGGAAAUACCUCAAGGCAUGGAAAGCUUGACCAAUCUCAAACGCUUAGACACAUUCGACUCAUGUAUAGAAAAUAUUCCAACAGGGAUUCUACAGGGACUCCCACUUCUUCAACGCCUCACACUGCCUAAAUGUAUAAUAGUACCAAUUGAAGAAGUCGAGGGAUUAAAACAACUGGAAGAGUUUCAAGGCAAAUUGAGCAGCAUGUGUGAUUUCAACAGAUUUAUCAAGUCUCAACUAAAUGCUGGGCGGCUCAGUUUCUAUGAUAUUCAGAUAGGUGAUGGAAGAGGUAAUAGAUGUUACUACCCUGAAAGAUUAGCUUGUAAAUUGGUAGCUUUUGGAAAAGACAGUCUGAAGAAAGGGCAAGGAUUAUGCCAAGAUGAAAUUAUGGUUCCACAAGAUAUUGAGGAACUAUUCUUUCGACAAUGUGGCCUGAGUAGAUGUUUAUUGGAUGAUUUCCAAAAAUUGAAUAAUUCUCUAGAAUUGAAGCAGUGCCAUGUUGAAAAAGAGGAUGGAACAGAGUGCAUUGUGAGAUUAUCAUCUCUGAAGGAGCUGAUGGAAGAAGUAGAAGAACAUUCUCUUUCGAUCCCACUCCAAAGCCUUCAAAUUUUGCAUCUUCUGAACCUGCCAAAUUUUAUUGGUCUUGUAAAGAGCGAAGAAGGAGUAGCAGCAGCACCUCUUCCACAUGGUGCAUUUUCCCAGCUUCAAAAGUUGGAGAUUCUGCAUUGUGGGAAAAUGAAGAAACUUCUUCAUCAGAGUUAUGUAAAUAACCUCCAUAACCUCCGUGUGUUGAAAGUUGAAUCAUGUGUAGAAAUGGAGGAGAUAAUAGGAGAUAAUGAUGAAGGCGGCCUAGUUUCGAACAGGAGUGCUGAUGUUACCCUGCCAAGGUUAAAGAGUUUGAUGCUCCAGAGUAUGCCAAAAUUGAAAAGCAUAUGCAGGGGAACCGUAAUUUGUGAUUCUAUUGAGUACAUUGGGUUGUUUUUGUCAAAAAGCUUAAAGAAGAUGCCUUUGUUUCUGCCAAAUCUCGAUGGACAACCAUCUCAUCCCCCCUUUCUCAAAAGCAUACAUAUAUUCAAAGAAGAGAAAGAAUGGUGGGAAUCAUUGGAGUGGAACCAUUCCAACGCCAAAGAUGUCCUUCAACCCUUCGUUGAAUAUUUGUAAUCUAGAGUUUGCCCCCUGCCAAGUGAACGUUCAUGAUCAAAGAUUGUAAUAAUUGCAUAUGCAUCUUAAUUUCUUUCUUUAACUUUUUUCCUAUUUAAUGCAAAAGUAAUGCGACUUUUGUUGUUCCUAAACUACUCAUCUCCGUUUACCACUUAUUACUAUCUCGAUUUCUUGGA